Zymoseptoria tritici IPO323 is the source of this 1800-nucleotide messenger RNA. RefSeq lists its product as uncharacterized. NCBI's taxonomy places the organism in Eukaryota, Fungi, Ascomycota, Dothideomycetes, Mycosphaerellales, Mycosphaerellaceae. The record is from RefSeq and is a predicted model, not a curated record. The transcript has a single exon. The coding region runs from base 1 to 1800 and encodes 599 amino acids.
AUGGCCGGACGACCACUGCAGGACUGCGAGAAGCUGUACGAUGAGGCUUUGGCCAGAUUUCCAGGCAGCUUCUUCGCAUAUCACCUUUCUCCGAAUGCCAUCUUGCCGGACCGCGAGAAACCGAUGGAGUUGAAAGGCAUACCCAUGCAUCUGCAAAAAGCCAUCAUCCGAGCUCGGCUUCUUCUAGGCGACACUCGAAAUGCCUACCUUGCAUUGGACACGGCCUUGAGGUUGUAUCCAACCAAUAUCUCCCAUCGCCUGCUGAAAAACUUUCUCAUCGAGCGCCCCAUUACAGAGGCCUACACAAUAUACGCCAUGGCCUACCGCGCGGGCAUGAACACGUCCGGACAGGUCUUCAAAACGCUCAUGUCCAGCUUACGACUGGCUUCCAACAUGACCUCCAUUCCCGUACAUUUCCAAGUCCUCCGCGCGAUGGUCUCCAUGAUGUAUGUGUUCGUGGGCAACUCGAAGAAGAUCCCAAGCAACACUCUCGCUGAGCUCACGAUUGCCAUUACGCAUAUUGGACUCUUGCCUGGCGUGGCUGCCAUGACUCAAUCUCAACGAGACGAGAUAUUUCAGCUGGUUCUGGACAUCAUCAAGACGCUUUGGGAUGUUGGCGCUCGAUUCCAAGCCACUCCUACCGCUUCAGCAUUCGUCAACAUCAUCAAAAACAUCGCCGCUCCUGCUCAAUCUCGAUCCAUUGCGGAAAAUGCCAUGGCUGAUAUGACAGCACUGGGCCUGGAGCCGACAGAAGCCACCCGACGCGCGAUGAUGAACGUCGCUGGGGCAAUCGCCGACGAGGAAAUGGUCCACAAGACAUGGGACGACAUCGUGGCAUCCCGCAGCGCAAAGGGCAAACGCCCGGACCUCAUCGACUUGAACGUCACCAUCAAAGCCGCUCGACAAGUUGGCAUGAAGGCUUUCAUCCAGCAACAAGCUGAUGUGGCGAAGCAGUAUCUGUCUUCCAAAGAGCAGUCGUCCAUCGACUACUAUACCAUGGGCAGGGACGAAGUUGUCCCCAACCCUGAGCUGGCACGCUCGACGGCAGAGGAGAUUCUCGAAGGAGUGAAGAGACUUCGUGCAGACCUCGCGAUUUUCGACGAGAAGACAAAGGACCCCAGUGGUGCGAUGGACUUCUCAAAGCGACCCGGUAUGCUCCUCCGGGAACCGAGUAUUUUCGCGGACAUUCCUGAGGCGGAAAUGCGGAAGAUUUACGAUGAGUUCACUACCGAGCAAGUCAGGAAAUCCGCAUCGUCCGACGACAGGGACGCAACCUUUGCGGAACACGAAACCUCCCAAUUCUCCCCCGACGACACCGUCCCAGAUACCGAUCCCACUGUCCCAAAGACCGAUCCCAUCGUCCCCGAUCCCGCAUCCACCACCCAACCCGACCCCUCGACCGUCACCCCUGCAAGAUCCAUGCCCCUCAGCCCCACCGGCAUCCCCCUCUCCACCCUCCGCUACGAAUCCUGGCGCGCCAUCAACGCGCUGCUCUACCAUUCCGCCCGCAACGAUCGCGCGCACGCCGCGGCGGUGGACGUGGCGAUUUGGGAGGGGAGGAGUCCGCCGAAGAGGGAGAUGGGGUUUACGGGGGAGAAUUUGGAGGUUGGGGAGUGGGGGUUUGGUGGGGUGGGGUUGGGGGAGUGGUUGGGUGAGGGUCAGGAGAGGGAGGAGGACGUGGGGGCACGAGGGGAGGAGGGAGAGGAGGGGGAGGAGGGGAGGAAACGGGAUGGGGAGGAAAGCAAAGGCGAUGUGGAAUUGGCCAGGGGGGAGAUUGGACGGUUGAGGGGACGGGAGUAG